AUGGUUACUUGUAAAGACCAAGAUGGGGCGAGCCCUCUUGAUAUGGCCGUUAAGAAAUAUAACAUAAAGCUAAUGGUGAAGCUAUUGUCCGUUUCUCAACAACCAUUAGAGACUUAUAUUCAUAAGGUGAACUCUCCCAGGCUUUUGCGUGAAUCUGCCUCUGAGGGAAAUUUAGAAAUUGUGGAAAGACUGUUGGAGAAAGGAGCAGAUCCACGUGCUUGCGACGAUCAGGGUCAAACAGCUUUGCACCACGCUUCUAUGUGUGAAAAUGACUACAAUGCAUUUAAGGUAACUGAGUUAAUGCUCGCCAAAUGUACAAGCAAAGAAGAGAAAGAAAAAUGGGCAAAUAAACUAGAUGAUAAAGAUCAAACGGCUCUCUCUCUUGCAGCUAUGAAAGGACACGAACGCCUCUGUGAGCAUUUUUGUGAAUUAAAUAGAGACAAGCUACAAAUCAAAGAUGCAGGUGGACGUGGCCUUGUCUAUGAGGUGGUUAAAGGAGGCAACCAGGAUAAUCAAAAUAUCAUUCUCUCUCUACCUCUUAUGGGAAGUAUAGAAUCCAUAAUUGACUGGAGCAGGAGAGAAUCUGUAACUGACAACAGCAGGCAGACAUUACUACAUGUCGCUGCUUCAACGGGUAGAUUGUAUAUCACGGAUGCCCUUCUCCAGUGGUCAGAUAAUCCUAAAGUAUAUGUGAGGACACCAGACAUCCUUGGACAGACGGCGCUUCAUAAAGCCGCUAAAGAGGGACAUGCUGAUACGGUCAUAGUUUUGUUACAUUGGGGAGCUCAACCAUUACUGGAAAGAGAUAGUGAUGGACGAACGGCACUUCAUUGUCUUGCGCAGAACAAAUCGGAAGGCCAAGCAAAGGCAGUGGCUGAAUUGCUGUUAAAGAAUUGUGGGUCCGAUGAAAAGAAAUUGCUUUUUCUGUGGGCCUCUGCUGCAGGGUUAGGCACUGCAGACGAGCAUCUAGGCGAUUCUCCACUUAAGAACUUUCUCUUACAACAAAAGGAGCAUUUCACUAAAAAGAUAGGGAAGGAAAACAAUCUGUUAAGGACAGCUGCGUGUCUUGGUGAUGUUGAGAUGACCAAAGAAUUGCUUACAAGGGAUGCUCGAAUCGGCGACAUCCAGGACCAAAACUGGUUACAAGGUUUAAAAAAUAAAAAAGAGAGAGAUAAUGUUGAGACAGUAUGUAAGCAAAUUCAGAGUAUUGUAGAACAAGGAAACUAUCAGCCAGCCAUAUCUGACUAUCUGGGAAGAAGAGACUUUGCAUAUGGUCUUGCGGCAUUGUUUUUGAACCCUUAUUUAAAACCUCCUAUUACAGUGGGUAUCUCUGGUAGUUGGGGCAUGGGUAAAUCGAGCCUCAUGUUACAGACAGAAGGCAUUUUGUUGAAGACAGCUGCACAACUGGCAUUAUUAUUGCCAUCCGAAAUGACCAGCUCAGUGAUGACAAGUUCGAGUUUUCCGGGCAUUCAAAAUUUGGAACGAUCAGCAAAGGGCCAAAACAAAUAUCAACAAAUCAAGAAAACGGUGGACUUGCUCAACAAUGACGAAAAUGAAAAAGACUCAGUUCGCAAGUGUUUAAACCAGUACGAUGCUAAAUAUCAUAAUAUAUAUAAAUCGCUAGCUGCUAUGGAAAGCAGUUACAUGUUCGAAUCAAAAGAUGAACAAUCAAAGUCAGAAGUUGAUUCUCCAAUAGAGGGAAGUGUCCCCGCUAUUUUAACUGUGCAAUACAAUGCAUGGAAAUACAGGAACGAAUUAGAAGCAUUAGCAGGCAUCGCAGUGGAAAUCACAAAAGAAAUGGAAGGAAUAAUGACAGAUGCCCAGUGGUUGAGCACGUGUUUGAGAAAUACUUGGCUAAAGCAGAAACAGGUUAUUUGGAUUGAGAUUAUCUUUCCAUGCCUCCUUGCAGCUCUAUUGGCCAUUUCAUUUACAUGGAUUUUAUGGCUUGUGCUAGAUAAAUACAAGUUCAAAGAUUCAAUUGAGAUAAAAUAUUCAUCUUUGCCUCUCACUAUAAUAAUUAUGGUCUGGACUCUGGUAAAGAAAGAGAUGAGUACUGUAAAUCCUGUGAGUGUUCAAUUAAUGAACUAUAUAAAACUUCCCGACCAUGCAGAAAAGCUUGGUUAUCAAGAAAGGGUCAUAUCUGAUAUAAAUUUCUUGAAAGAGGAAAUUAGCAAAAAACCAUAUUCCCUGUGCAGUGUUGCUUCCUACAUAUGGCAUUGCAUGACACAGUCCUGUAUUAUUUCAUUGCUAUCUUGUCAAAACCGUGGAGAUAUCUUGGCUAGUUCAAUACCAAGUGCUAAUCUAAGAAUAGUUUUAUUUGUCGAUGAUCUUGACAGGUGUCAAGAAUCUGUCAUUCUUCAGGUUUUGUCGGCUAUUAAUCUUGUAUUAGCAAUCUGCAAAAUCAAUGUCAUUCUCGGCAUGGAUAAAACCAUACUCCAACGGGCUAUAAUGAAAAAGUAUGGAGACAAAUCCUCAAAACAAAACAAGAAGUUGGCAAAUAUGUACUUACAAAAAAUAAUACAACUGCCAUUAGACCUCCCUGAUUCCAGUGAAGUGCAAUCAAAGAAGUUUUUGGACCAACACUUGGGAGUUUUCCAAAAACAAAAGUCAGCAAGCCAAACACAAUCAGAAGCAGUUGAAGAAGAUGAUUCCGUAGCAGAAAUAGAAAUAGAAUACAAUGCUUUAUUUUCUCUUGAACGGUUUCGGGGAUAUAAACCUGACUUUACAAAGAUACUUGGCUUGGUGACUCCUACUUCAGGUGGUGGUACUUCAGUAGAGACAGGAGAAAAUCUACCAGGAACACAAACAGGUGUUUCAAAAGAGGUUGCGAUAACUGUGCAGAAUGCAGGUGAUAGUAACUCGAAACAAAUGGGUCCCAUUCAAACCUUAUGGCAAACAGUAAUGAAGGUUGCCGCAAGUAUGAAGUGCAUCAAUCUUUCCAAAACUGGUCACAUUCAAACCAACCAUGGAACAAAAGCUCCACAAGAAGCAAACAUGGAUAAAGGUGAUAAAAGUUCAAGCGACUUCAUUCCUAUAAGGCAGCUGCUGUUCAUGACGUACAGUAAAGGGGAGAAAAUUGUAUUUGAUUAUUUUCAAAAAAUGGCUACGGAUUUCAGAAAAUUACCUCGAGAGUGGAAGCGCCUCUUGAACUACCAUCGGCUUUUGUGGAAUAUCUUUCUGAUAAAUAAUGAAGCCAAACAUUUGGAUGGGUGGCAGGUUCAGUUGAUAACAUGGAUAUUCAUUUGUUGGGAGUGGGAGGAAAAUAUAAAUAUCCUUAUAGAGAAUUGGGACAGGCUUCGUGCUCUUGAAGAUGAAGGAAAACCUUCACUCCGAAAGAUUGUAGAUCAUUUUAUAAGAAAUGAAAGAUGCAUUAUUGCAGAAGAUAACAGUGAAAAGGACAAAGCUUUGGAUAAUUCUUUAAUCAAAGAUACAAAUGCACAAAAAUUGGAAGUAGACAAGAAAGAGGAGGGAAUUUCUAAGAACAACGAGGAUCCUGAAAGUAGCAACUCGGAACCAUCAAAAUUGGAAGCUUCUAAAAGUCAGCUGAUUGCACCAGCGGAGCCCCAAGGAGAUGCCUUUGAAGCUAGAAAUUAUUCUGAAGCAUCAAACUAUGAACUUGCGGUGAGUUCCCUAAAGAUGGAAAUGACAGAUAAAUUGGAUAGAUUUGGGAAGCUGCAAGAGCAGUUGGAUAGAAUGGAGAAGCUGCAAGCAGAACUGAAAGAGCAGGUGGAUUCCAUAGUCAAGCAACGACAGGUCCGAUGGAAUGAGAAGAGCCCCGAGGAAAAGAAAUUGAAGUUAGAAAGUUGGAGGAAAUUGAAGUUCGCAUUAAAAAGGUAUGAUGUGUCAAUGGAUGGUAUACAAGCUUUCCAAAGGUUUAGAUUCUACUGUGUGGCUGGGCAUCUCCCAUGGCCAUUGCCUCAGAGGAGAGUUGCAGAUAUAGAAGAUGGAAGUAGAAAGCUAGGGAUUGUAAACACUAGUUUGAGUUUUAAAGAUCAUUGAUAUUUGAAGAAGCGGCCACUAUAAUAGCCUACCUCUACAUUGAGCGCAUAUAUGAUAGUUGAGAACUUGGUUUAAAGAGAAACAAGUUGCAAUUUGUGAAAGCAGUUGUAGCUAAUUUAAAUUAAUCUCCUUUUCUACA
Messenger RNA from Cryptomeria japonica (Japanese cedar), 4138 nucleotides. RefSeq lists its product as uncharacterized. Bases 1 to 3999 code for a protein of 1332 amino acids. Gene Ontology annotation, molecular function: protein binding. The transcript is spliced from 11 exons. Lineage: Eukaryota; Viridiplantae; Streptophyta; Pinopsida; Cupressales; Cupressaceae. The record is from RefSeq and is a predicted model, not a curated record.